Messenger RNA from Chinchilla lanigera (long-tailed chinchilla), 981 nucleotides. RefSeq names its product OTU deubiquitinase, ubiquitin aldehyde binding 2 (gene Otub2). Bases 83 to 940 code for a protein of 285 amino acids. The transcript has 7 exons. Gene Ontology annotation, cellular component: nucleus. The record is from RefSeq and is a predicted model, not a curated record. Gene Ontology annotation, molecular function: cysteine-type deubiquitinase activity; ubiquitin binding. NCBI's taxonomy places the organism in Eukaryota, Metazoa, Chordata, Mammalia, Rodentia, Chinchillidae. Gene Ontology annotation, biological process: protein K48-linked deubiquitination; negative regulation of double-strand break repair.
CCGACCGGCGCCUCUCGUGGUACCUUCUGGCACCAGAUCACUCCUCGCUGGGGCGGGACGCGGUCCCACAGCUCCGUUCACUAUGCUCGAAGCCGCACCCCGAAGGCUCUGCUAUCGCAGACCACCGCCUCUGCCCCUCUGUCCAGCUCUGCCCAGGUGGCUGAGUCGCUUGUCCCCGGAUGCCAGCAAGUCUUUGGAGCCAGGACCCACUUGGGGAGACGGCCUCAGGUUGCAGCAAAGUGAAACAUCUUUCAACCUAAUAUCAGAAAAAUGUGACAUUCUAUCAAUUCUUCGGGAUCAUCCUGAAAACAGGAUUUACCAGAGAAAAAUCCAGGAACUCAGCAAAAGAUUCACCGCAAUCCGCAAGACCAAAGGGGAUGGAAACUGCUUCUACCGCGCCCUGGGCUAUUCCUACCUCGAGUCUCUGCUGGGCAAGAGCAGGGAGAUCCUCAAGUUCAAAGAGCAUGUGCUGCAGACCCCAAAUGACCUUCUGGCUGCUGGCUUUGAAGAGCACAACUUCCAGAAUUUCUUUAAUGCCUUUUACAGCGUGGUAGAGCUGGUGGAGAAGGACAGCUCGGUGUCCAGCCUGCUCACGGUGUUCAACGACCAAAGCUUCUCCGACCGCAUCGUGCAGUUCUUGCGUCUGCUCGCGUCAGCCUUCAUUAGGAACCGCGCCGACUUCUUCCGCCAUUUCGUUGAUGAGGAGAUGGAUAUCAAAGACUUCUGCAGUCAUGAAGUGGAGCCCAUGGCCAUGGAGUGUGACCACAUCCAGAUCACGGCCCUGUCCCAGGCACUGAACAUCUCCCUGCAGGUGGAGUAUGUGGACGAGAUGGACACCGCCCUGAACCACCACGUGUUCCCCGAGGCUGCCAUCCCUUCCGUUUACCUGCUCUAUAAAACAUCCCACUACAACAUCCUUUAUGCAGCUGAUAAACAUUGAUUAAUUUUAGGCCAUGCAGUGGAACCUGUCGCCUGACGGAA